AUGGUAGGUCAUUUUCUGUGCCCUCGUAGGGCGUUCAUUUGACUGCUUGAUGACGUUUUCAGGUGUUUGAUGAUGUUCUUCUGGUCUCUGCAGGCACCGAAGAAGGACAAGGCUCCUCCCCCAUCGUCGAAGCCCGCCAAGUCAGGCGGUGGCGGCAAGCAGAAGAAGAAGGUCCUGAUGUUUUAGCUCAAGUGAUUCACAUCUCGUAAUCGACUAUUGGUGUUUUUGCGCCUCGUUCUCAAUCAGUGAAUCUUUCACGGAUGCAGAAGUGGAGCAAGGGGAAGCAAAAGGAGAAGGUGAACAAUUCUGUGCUGUUCGAUCAGGCAACCUACGACAAGAUGCUUACCGAAGUCCCCAAGUUCAAGCAGAUCACCCCGUCCGUGCUGUCGGAGAGAUUGAGGGUACGAUUUCUGGCGCACUCGUGCCGUCCAUCCUCAUCUACUUUUUUGAACCCCUUCUUCGUCCUCUUACGUUCUGCAAGUGUUCAUCUGUGAACGGUGAGAUGACACCCGCACCGUUCACGUUCCCUCUGUUUGCUUCCCAUGGAAUACGUUUUGAGGGAUAUAUCAGUAGAUCUGAAGGCUCACGUCUGGUUGUGCAUUGAUUAUCUCGUUUUCAUGCGAAGCAUCUCGUCUGAGAUGGCGCAACCCUUUGGCUCAGUAUCGGCCCAAUCCAGCUACGAUGAUAAACAUAUCGAAAUCCGUGCCUUCGUAUAAUCAGUUUACUUUGAUGUUCACAGUUUCUGAUUUUUCCGAAGUCAAUAAUUUAUAUAUAUAUAUGGUGAGAGAGGACAUGCUCCGAGAUUCAUAGGCGCCUGCUGAAUAACAUAAAUAUUUUGGAAAAACAAUGCUCAGACUUGAGAGAUUUUAAGAUCCGGUGAAUGAUUAAUUGAGAAGAUGGCUGUCAAUCGCCUUAUAGAACAUUUAUGAUUCUGCCAUGAAAUAUUUUUUUAUUUUUUUAAAAGUUUAUUGCUUAUCACAUGCUGGGAAAUAAAAAACCCUUCUUGACACCCACUGAUUCAGCUUCUAUCUCAGAUGGUCAAACCAUGUGGCGCCAUUGCAAGAUUUGUGAUAUGAUUUUCUAUUGCUGACUUAUAUCUACGGGAAUUAUUCUUGGCUUCGUUUGACUUUCUAACUGAUAGCUAUUCUUCCGGGUUGAUGUUUCUUCUCACCCACUCAUUCAGCUUCUAUAUCAGAAGGUCAAACCAUGUGGAACCAUUGCAAGAUUUUGUGAUAUGAUUUUCUCUCUGACUUACAUCUAUCGGGAAUUAUUAUUGUCUUCGUCUGACUUUCUAACUGGUAGCUAUUGUUCCUGGUUGCUGUUUCUUGACAUCCACUUAUUUAGCUUCUAUCUCAGAAGGUCAAACCAUGUGGAGCCAUUGCAAGAAUUGUGAUAUGAUUUUCUAUCGCUGACUUAUAUCUAUCGAGAAUUAUUCUUGGCUUCGUUUGACUUUCUAACUGGUAGCUAUUUUUCCGGGUUGGUGUUUCAGAUCAGUGGAUCACUGGCGCGGAGGGCCAUAAAGGAUCUUAUGGCGAGGGGGUCGAUCAGGAUGGUGGCCGCACACGCCUCACAGCAGAUCUACACCAGAGCCACGAACACCUAG
Molecule: messenger RNA, 1603 nt
Organism: Spirodela intermedia
Lineage: Eukaryota; Viridiplantae; Streptophyta; Magnoliopsida; Alismatales; Araceae
Source: the annotation of a GenBank genome assembly